UAUCCUCCUGGAUGGUGUUUUCCUAUUCAUAGAUUUCCGCACCAAGAUAUCCGCCUCGAACAGUAGGUCAGCAUGGUCAUGGCCGUUGCAUGGCGAACGAGACAAAGUACUUCCAUGGUAGUGGGCAGGAGGCUACCGCUGCAAGCCCAGUAAACAGUAACACGGUUGUUGCAAAGGAGAAAGUUGAGAACAAAAGCCUCCAUUUAGAUGAGGCAGGAGCAGUGGGUCCCUUGAAUACCGUCGACAUCAUGCAGCUGGGUGUAACCGAGAGCUACGGUCUCGAUCUUGGUGCAUUUUCGCUGUUCGACAAAGAUUCAUGUCUUGUUCUUCAAGAGAAAUGGAAUCAUGGCGGAGACCAUCGUCGUGACAGAAUGAAUUCUUUGUCGCAUCCCCCUUCGUAUUCCUCCUGUGGACCGGAUUUUGAAGAAAUAUUUUCCACAUCUAGUCAUACCAGUUCAACUACGCUGUCGAGCACGACCACCACCACUACCGCCAACCAUCGAUAUAAGAACCUUCCGUUCAGAGAAGACGAAUUUUCAUGUGCCGUAAUGCAAUCCACUGAACUGUCAGCGCCGGACCCUUGGUCUGUGCUGUCAUGCUCUUCUGAUCGGAAAUCCGCCUUAUUUCUGGAAGACGACCAAAGCAUCGAAACCGCUUCCACCUGGGAUCUGUACAGUGACGCCUUUGACGUCUUUCGAGAUAAAAUCACCAGUAUCACGCGCUCCAUGCAAAAUUUCCAACUUCAAGAAUUACUGGGAGACGAGCAUCCAUAUUCACAACAAAAACAAAUCCAAUCACAACACGAAUGCAGGUUUGAUGCAUCUGACUCCAAAAGGAUAUGCCGCACACAACGAGAUGCCGCUGGUGACACCGUGGCCGUGACACCAGUCCCUUCCCAUUUCGAUGCCUCCUAUGUUGAUACCAAUGACGGUCAAAACAUUGUGCAUUCCCCUGACCAAUGGCGACGUGAAGCGACAAACCACGCCAUCAGCAAUGUGGAUGAAAAACGACUGAGAAUUUCUACCCUUUACAGCACCACCAAUUGUCUGGUGGAAACGCGGGCGUCCGAAAAAUACGAUGCAUUGCUGAGUUUUGAGAAUGACAGCGCAUCCACCCAUUGGCAAUCUCAGUUUCUCGACCUGCUUUCCUCUUGUAUUGGGCACGCCGAAACCUUGGAAUCGUUAUCCAAUGAAUUGCUAGGCACCGAGGGACGUGUUCGCAAUUUACUGAUUUACGAAAAAGCCGUCGAUGAAGUGUUUCAGAGCCGUGAACGGAUGUAUUUGGAAAAAAUUCACGAAUGCCAACAGGUGGCCAGGCAGCAAUUGCUGAUGCUGAAUGUAUUGGAGGAACUCAUGGCAGGUUUGGACCGAAAAUCAGAUCAACUAAAUAAUCCCUGCCGUGCUGUAAGAGUGAACGGAAAACGGCCAUCAGAAAACCGCGCAUCGUACGAAUUCCGACGACGUGCUGCAACUGAAACACGGAUGCUCACACAUCCAUGCGAGUUUGUUCAACGACUCCGAUUGCACAUCGGCACGCUGAUUGGCGGCACCGUAGGCACAGGACAACUCCUCUACACAUUUCAAGACGAACACCACGAUAUUAGGAUGAUCAUUGCUGGCUCAGGCUUCCUAGUCCAUCCCUCCUUUUCUACAUAUCAGAACGCAAGAGAUGAAUUAGAUCCUCUAAUGUCCACGCCCACCAUGUACCAUCAUCGGUACAUGCUUGAUCUUUCGACAAAAGAUCGUCAGUCCCGCUUUGUGUUAUUACCAAAGGAGCAAUGGACCCCGGAUAGAUACACCGAUCAAUGCCAGUUUGUUCAAACGUCAUCAUCUGAUUCCCCCACACAUGCGCGCCGCUGUGUUAUUCAAUUCAACUUUUUUCGUCGUAAACACCACUGCCGAAGGUAAACCAUCCGCUUUUUCUUCAUUCCGCCUUACAAUAAUACCUGCGAGGACGACCUGUCUAAUGUCCCUUUCGCUUUGCUGCAUGACUAGAUGUGGUCUUUUACUAUGCCAUUGGCACAGUAGCAAUCGAUUACCACUUUUUCCCUCUCAGUUACCGCCUUUAUCCAAGCAGGCCGCUGUCACGGGUCAGUGGGCCCGCGUAUGUGAUCACUGUUUUGAGGAGCUGACGGUGAGCUCUGCUUGUUGAGGAGAAUGAACUUCCUUGCUUUUCCGUUUGCCACAUUUUAUUAUUCUGUGUCAUCUGAUGAUAAUUCUGUACAUAGCAUUUUCAUGUAAAAAUCCUAUUUCCAACUGUCUAUAAUGAUUUGUAAAUGUCUGCUGAAGAAUGGAAUUUACUUGCCAAUUUAGGGGCGAAUUGCAUUUUGG
Molecule: messenger RNA, 2330 nt
Organism: Radiomyces spectabilis
Lineage: Eukaryota; Fungi; Mucoromycota; Mucoromycetes; Mucorales; Radiomycetaceae
Exons: 2
Coding region: 90-1907 (605 amino acids)
Source: RefSeq, a predicted model, not a curated record